Messenger RNA from Xenopus laevis (African clawed frog), 839 nucleotides. RefSeq names its product peptidyl-tRNA hydrolase domain containing 1 L homeolog (gene ptrhd1.L). NCBI's taxonomy places the organism in Eukaryota, Metazoa, Chordata, Amphibia, Anura, Pipidae. Gene Ontology annotation, molecular function: peptidyl-tRNA hydrolase activity. The record is from RefSeq and is marked provisional.
CAUUAUUUGUACAGACACCGGGUGGGAAGAAGUAUGGCGGCUCUGGUUCAGUACGUGGUGCUCCGCAAGGAUCUGCAGACUGGACUCGGGUGGCCCUUGGGGGCCCUAAUAGCACAAGCCUGUCACGCGGCCACAGCAGUGAUUCAUUUACACUACGAGCACCCGAAUACCCGGGCCUACCUGCAGCAGCUCGACUCUAUGCACAAAGUGGUUCUGGAGGUGGCGGAUGAGCUGACACUCACUUCUCUGUCGGAGACGCUGAAUCAGGCAGGGAUUGAUCACAAGCUGUGGAUGGAGCAGCCAGAGAACAUCGCUACUUGUAUCGCCCUCAGGCCGUAUGUGAAGGAGGAAGUUCAUAAAUAUGUGAAGAAAUUUAAGCUGAUGAAGUGACAGUGACAGAUGACAGUUUGCUGGGGGACAUAUUAUUGAUGCCGGGGGCACUGGUCUCUCAGCAGAGGGUAAAGCAAUAGGAGGGUUAUUCACUUCUCCAGGGGCACAAACACUUAACUGCAUUUAUUCUAUCCAGAAUGUGAAUUACAGAGGCGAGUCCUGUCUCACUGGGGCAAUUACAUGAGUUUAUUGGGGCAGUGGAUUUGAUUUCAAGGACAAGUCAUAGAUAUUAUUAUCAGAGAGAGAUAUCCCUCAUACAGGAUUCAUGGCAAUGGGAUUAUUUCAGUUCCUUUCUGUAGGUCUGUCCUGUAUCACUAGAGCAAUGAUCCGCCUGUCCAGUUACAUAAAGCUGAAGAAACCCCUGUUCUCAAAUUCAGGUUAAAAUAAUCAGAUAUUCUGUAUGUGUCACAAAUCCUCAGCAGCCGUGAAUAAAGGGGAGUUGUGGGAAA